UCUCUCACUCUCAAAGUACUCUCACUUGAGUACUAGCGUAGUAGUAGUUACUAGUAUCAAUACGCAUUCAUAGUAACUGUAAGCCAACUUAGUAGUACCUUGACCAGAGUACUACUAGUACCCUGGCCCAACUGAUUGAUUCACCAACCCAACAACAGCAUGGCAACAACCCCAGUGCGUGUGCUUCCGACGGCCCAGCAUGUGCAUGGCUGGUAUAGCAACACGAGUAGCACCAUCGGCGUCGUGAAAAUCAUCCGCCCGCGAGUCAAGAACUGUCUGAGCAUGCAAACUUACCACGAGUUGAGCGACCACCUCCAGUUUUUCCAAGCCGACGCCGACGUGCUGGCCGUGAUUGUCACUGCGGAAGGCGACGAGUACUUUACCAGUGGCACCGACGUGAGAGAGCUCGACCCCCAAAGCGUACCGUCGCAGUCCAGCGCCCGUACACUCAUGCACACGAUCCUGAACUUCACCAAGGUUCUUGUUGGAGCCGUCAAUGGCUCUGCCAUUGGGAUUGGCGUCACCAUGUUGCUCUACUGCGACUUUGUGUUUGCAGUGCCGCACGCCACCUUCCGCACGCCGUUUAUGGGAUUGGGAAUCGUUCCCGAGUUUGGCUCGAGCGUCACGUUCCCUGCCCUGUUGGGAAAAGCCGCGACCAACGAUUUGCUUCUUCGCGGCAAGACGCUGGACGCAUCCCGCGCGGUGAGCGUGGGUCUUGUGACGGAGGUAGUACCUGCAGCUGGCUUUCAGUGCGCCGUAGUGGGCCUCACGGAGCAAGUGACAGGCCAACUGCACGCCAAGCGUAGUUUGCUGCAGUUCAAAGCCCAAAUACAACGACUGGGACCGCUGACGAAGCAGCAGGUCGUCGCUGCCAUCGAGGCCGAGUACGAAGAAAUUGACCGACGAUUCCGCUCGGGGGAGAUUGUGGAGCUUGGCAUGGCAUACUUAGCUCAGCUCAAGUCGUCGAGCAAACUAUGAGUGUUGUGCUGGAGUGCAAGUUUAUGGAUACUGUACAUAUAUACAGUAGUAUGCGGGGAGUUCGACGGUGGCUUCAUGGUGAGAACUUCUUGUACACCUCAUUCAACAGAACCAGACAAGGUAUCGCCUUGAACAUGGAAAAACCUACAA
Aphanomyces astaci is the source of this 1128-nucleotide messenger RNA. RefSeq lists its product as hypothetical. The transcript has 2 exons. NCBI's taxonomy places the organism in Eukaryota, Oomycota, Saprolegniomycetes, Saprolegniales, Verrucalvaceae. Bases 160 to 978 code for a protein of 272 amino acids. The record is from RefSeq and is a predicted model, not a curated record.